This is a messenger RNA of Zea mays, 1242 nucleotides long. RefSeq names its product senescence-associated protein DH. Gene Ontology annotation, biological process: auxin-activated signaling pathway. Lineage: Eukaryota; Viridiplantae; Streptophyta; Magnoliopsida; Poales; Poaceae. The transcript has 2 exons. The coding region runs from base 131 to 952 and encodes 273 amino acids. The record is from RefSeq and is marked validated. Gene Ontology annotation, cellular component: membrane.
AUCAACCCAACACGGCGUCCCCGUCCCGAGUCACCACCGACCCAAGCAAAACCGCACGCACCCUGCCAGCGGCCCCCCAACUCCCAACCCAACCCCUACUCCAGCUAGCUCGCGGCGGCGGCCAGCGGCCAUGGCCUUCCGGCUGAGCAACAACCUGAUCGGGGUCCUAAACUUCGUCACCUUCCUGCUCUCCGUCCCGAUCCUGGGCGCGGGCAUCUGGCUGGGCCACCGCGCCGACGGCACCGAGUGCGAGCGCUACCUCUCGGCGCCCGUCAUCGCGCUGGGGGCCUUCCUCCUCGCCGUCUCCCUGGCGGGCCUCGUCGGCGCCUGCUGCCGCGUCACCUGGCUGCUCUGGGCCUACCUCCUCGCCAUGUUCGUCCUCAUCCUCGUCCUCUUCUGCUUCACCGUCUUCGCCUUCGUCGUCACCAACAGGGGCGCCGGCGAGGCCGUCUCCGGCCGCGGAUACAAGGAGUACCGCCUCGGGGACUACUCCAACUGGCUGCAGAAGCGCGUCGAGAACACCAGGAACUGGGACCGGAUCAGGAGCUGCCUCCAGGACUCCAAGGUCUGCAAGAGCCUGCAGGACAAGAACGAGACCGUCGCCCAGUUCAUGAGUUCCAGCCUCUCCCCCAUCGAGUCUGGCUGCUGCAAGCCCCCCACCAGCUGCGGCUACACCUACGUCGGCGGCACGGACUGGACGCCGGUGACCACCAACUCGACGGACCCGGACUGCAAGACCUGGAGCAACGACGCCUCGGCGCUCUGCUACAACUGCCAGUCGUGCAAGGCCGGCGUGGUGGCCACGUUCCAGCGGAACUGGAAGCGCGUCGCCGUCGUCUGCAUCGUCUUCCUCGUCUUCAUCAUCAUCGUCUACUCCGUCGGCUGCUGCGCCUUCAGGAACAACCGCAGAGACAACGCCUACCGCGGCGGGUGGAAGGGCGGGUACGCUUGAUCCACCAUCGCGUCGUUUAGGAGCGGAGCCAUGCACGCGCGCUCGGUGCUCUGCUCUGCUCCCUGCCCGCCGCUGUCGUCGUACGUACAUGUUUAGUAGGCUCGUUGUAGCUCUGUACAGGUGAUGGAGAUCGUUGUUGCGGAUUCUUAUCGUCUUCCUGGUUACAUACUUACAUUAUUGUUAUGAUCUGAUCAGCGGUAGGUUUUGUAUACGCUGCUCAUUGAUUCGUCUGCCUGCUAUUUUCGUAUAUCGAUGCACUUGUUUUACCAGUUGCUUUCGUUCACGCUUUU